AUGGACAGCUCUGACUCUUCUAGUUCAUCUGAUGGUGCCCCAUGUGGCGAAGUACCAGUGGGGCCCUACGAUCUUUCUAAAGCCAUUGCCACGGACUCUGGAGUCAUGGACCUUUUAUCAGAGGAUGCUCGCUACUUCUUCAAGUUCAGUCUUCAUGGCCCCCGUCCUGUGAUGUUUUAUCAAUAUAAAUAUCCUCUCCGACUAACUAGCUCCGUCCGUCUAGAGGACCUGCGCUCAUCUUUGAAUAGAUUCAUCAUGAGAAAGAGCAAGGAGGAGGCCCGAAUUACCUUCUAUAACGGCGAAGCACGGCGUCAAGUGCAGCAGGCCGCAGCCAAUAUGGACGCGGAAACAGACUAUCGACUGACGCUUCGCAAACACGUCGACCUGUAUGGAAUGGAGUCUGCCGCUGCGGAACUUGGUAACUUCAUGCUUACAACUGCCCAGCGCGUUGACCGCGAAGUACGGAUGCAUGACUAUAUCUGCACUUCCAUUUCUGACCAAGAAACCCUUUCUAUGCUGCGCUUUACAAAGCGCUCUGUGCAUGAGCUGAGCUAUGCAGCGCUCCUUCGAAUGAAUCUAUCAGUAGAGUGCGACACCUUUCUUCUUGAUAAGCUCUUAGCUUCUAUUGCUCUGGAAGCAGCUGGAACAGGGGACAGUGGAACCACUGGCUUCUUCUCCCUUGAAUCAACCAUUAAAGCGCCAUUUCUAAGACCAAAAUUCGUUGAUUCUGAAACCAACUGUCCUUUUGCAGAUAACCCUGUCGGUACUGAUGUCGACCCGGUAUCACUCAAAGAACCGGGUUCCACUGAGCCUACCAAGCAGGAUGCACCUUCACACAAAGAUUGCAGUCCCGAAACCCAGCCUGUUGCUGGUUCGAUACAGGAAAAAGAACCCUCCGAAGCGGCUGCGCUCCAGGAGUCAGAUCAUAUGUCAUUUCAGCUCUUCACAGAAUGCAUCGAGAAGCUCCUUGACUCUGUUGGGUCAGGUCCUCUUCUUUCAGAUCUUGCUUCCUACUACGACAUCCUCAGCAUGUAUUCAGUGACUGAAGCAUCUACCGACUCCACUGUGCAAUCAAACAUCAAGACACUCAAGUCGGUGAAAAACGUUGUAGACAAAGAGGACGAUCUAAAUUGCGGCGCCAGCAUGCCUUCAGGCUCAUCUGAUUCGGUGGAGAUUCAUCCGAUGUCAACUUUGUUGUCUAGGUAUGAGAAGUACAGGACAUGCCCGAAUCUAUACAGUUCGGAGUUAUCUGUUUUGUUCUGUUCAUCAUUCUAUCAUGAAAUUUCAACCUGCCCUCUGGUCGAUUUCGCGGCAAUUAUUGGGAAGCUCACUGUGAAAUCAGCCGCCAGUACAAGGAGGCCGAGUGCCACAAUUGCGCCGAAGGUGACGACCCGCGGAAGCUCGCCUUCAGCAACAAAGCGAUCGCCGUCCAGUACGGCCUCCUCUAAGAAGGCUCCGCAAACUCCCGUUAUGCACACUCCUGCUGCGGUACUAAAGGACCCGAGCAUUGAUGCUGCCGCCAUGCUAGACGAGGGAUAUCUAGAUUAUAACCAGGUUCUUAACGUGUUCAAACAUAUCUAUCACUUUUAUCAAUACUGCGUGGACCCUUCCAGAGAUGUGAAGCUUUUGCGCUGCGCUGUAAUGGAUCCAACCUUUUCACUUUCCGAGUAUGUAAGAUCUCUUGCUUCUAAUGGGCAAAAUGCUCUUUCGCAAGUUUCUAUUGCAAAUGCAGCGUUCUUCCUUGAGUUUUCCUCACUACUAUCUAAGGGCUCUCUAGAUAAUGUUGAUCUCCUUACAGACCUUUUUCACUCCGAACAAGCAAAUCCAACGUUGUCUUCACCACUUUCUGUAAAGCAAAAAGGGUCUGCAGAAAGGCCUAGAUCUAAGGCUGUCACGCCACCAGGGUCGCGCGUAGAAUUAGAGGAAUACUCUAAUGGUACCUCAUCAUUCUUAGAUUUGCUAAACAUAGACUUUGUUUCUGUAGGCGACCUAAUUAAUUACUUCCGCUUUCUACGUACAUUUGUAGAUGACAGCUAUGAAGUACGGGCACGCCAGUCGCUUCUAAAGGAGAUACAGGACCUGGUACUUCUAGAGCUGUGGAAGUCUGACAAUGACACAAUGUCCAUACGGAACUAUCUUAUUAACAAGAACAGCGUUCCAUAUGCUGCCUUGACAGACUGCUCAUUGGCUCGGCAAAUUAAACCACCAGCUGUGUCACAAGACGACAACUAUUUUACGCUAUUACUAGCUAAUUUGAACAACGAUGCAUAUAUAAGGAUGCUUAUUGACAAGAUUGAUCUGGUCUUUGUCACUGGCGACCCGGUGUCCGGGAAGACCCUCGUCACGGCAGAGCUCUCAAGACGCCUGUCUGGAGAGCGAAAAAUCCCUACCGGUAUAGUGGACGCCUGCACUAUCUACCGCUCGCUCUAUGAGGAGCUUAUGCGUAUCCUCGACGAUCGAAGCUCUAAGUACGAGUCACAUAAGGAUAUCUCCUCCCGAAGUGUAUACUUAGAGGAUGAGCUGAUGAGCGACCUCCUUACCCUUCAUAAUAACUUGCUCUAUACACAAUUGACCGGCGCCCAACCGGGGGCACGAUUCUAUCCACAUCCUCUCCAUAACCCUAAGAGCCUUAGCGAUGGUCUGAUAUUAAACAGUAACAGCAUGGCCAAUUGUGCCAGUGUUCCUGAUCUACAUGAUCACUCCUCCGAUAGUCCUAUCCAGUCCCUUCAUCAACGGGCUCCAGGAAGAAGCACUCUCCGCGAUGAGUUGCCCAUUGACACAGACACUCUUUCCUCACAAAAUGUUAGCCGUGCAGUAACGCAGGAUGCUGCGGCUCAUGAUGUGAGAGGCAGCAAUUCUGCACAUGCUGCCAUUCGGCACAACAUCUCGUCUGGGGGCAACAUCUUUGUACCAAAUGAACUGUGCCGUGACGGGUCUCUCUUUUCGCAAAAUGAGGGAGAGAUUACUGACGAGCCUUCGGAUAGCCACCAACAAACCAUACGCUUCAGCAUCCCCUCUGACGUUCAAGCCAUACUCCGCACACCAGAGCAAUAUAUGAUGUUAUACCGUGCCAUUCAGAGAAGGGUGCGGAAGAGUCUCUUGUCUAGGACACAUCCUAGUGAGCUUUCUCUUGCUACUACGGACUCUUCUGCAGGAGCUGACGACCAGUCUAGUGAGCUUCAAGAAAUAGAAAGAGUCGACAAUGGAGUCGAUGAUCUGGCUAGCGUAGUUGAAUCUAUUCUUUCCGGUAAGGACUAUUAUGCUUCAGAUAAGCUAACGGUUGAUGUGACAGAUGUGGAUCAGAUCAAUAGAUUUGUUGCUCGCUCCAUGCUGGUUCAGGCUAUUACACAAAGCUUGCUAAGUAAUUAUACAUGCCUGAUCUUUGACGGCUUUCCCAACUCAGUUUGUGACAGCGAUAUUAUCGAGGACUUACUAAACGGAUGCCUAACAAGGGACUCUUUACAGAGGCUUUUGAAUGGGUAUGCGUCUCAUGUUACAGCUAGUUCUGACCAGAACGUUGAUGUUACCCCAGCCUUGCAUGCAGCAUCGAGCCUGACUGAGUCUUUAACGCCUGUGUUUAUAAAACGCUCUGGCAUAACGUCAUUAAUUUAUCUUCACGAUGAUAACUUUGAGGCUAUUUGUCGAAGGUUGUAUGGUAGGCUAUUUAUUUCAAGUCACCCGGUAGAGUGUGAUGACUUAUUCGAUGCCUACCUGACCAGCCAUCACAUGGACCAUGGGGACCCGUACAAUACAGAAUUAUCAGUUAACGAGGUACAGUGGCCAUCAAAAGACCUUGGGCUCUGUAGAACAUCCACAUGUAUCAACGAACACGAGGAGAGUAUGACAGACGAUGCAGACAAUCCCAAAAAACAAUAUUUAACCAUUGACACUCAAGCUGUAGGUCGUUCACAUCAACGGAAAGAUCGUUCAACGUCUUCUGGAAGUGACUUUUCACCAGAUACUUCCAUGGACUACUCUUCUAAUGAGGACGAGUCCACUGAUCCUGAUUGUGAGCGUGUACGAAAGGAAUUCCCGAUUGGUUCCGAAGCAUCUAGCCCUCAGCACUCUGGUACUCAUACCCAUACCUCUCCUAACUGUGCUGCCGCGACUGCUAUCCGUAGCACGCGGACCUCAAAGAGCAUUCUCUACAAUAGUCGGCGACUUAAUCUAUCGGCUGAUAACCUUGCUGUGUAUAGUGCCGGGCUCAAAGUACCUGCACAUGAAGUCCGUGACAUAGGAUUUAUGAACUCGGCCACUCUUGAUGUUCUCAAUACGGACCCUGUGAAGGAUUCGGUCCUCUUCGGGGAUGAUUACACACGGGCUCCUGUAGAAAUACCUCUUAAACCAGUAGCACAGUGGGCAGAUCUUCCGACAAGAAAUGUAUCCAAGGCAAAUCUCAGUCUCUUAAGCGUUUACACAACGACGUCCCUUGGCUUUGCUCCUUGGGCAGACGAGAAGGGCGAUGAGCAUUUUUCAGUAGAUGAUACCUUCAUCAAGAGCUAUCCUAUUGUCGAUCCACAAGCGUACGACGCAUUCUGCAGAGCCGUUGCGCAGAAUGCUGUUCGCCUAAGUACAGGCUGUCCGCACAAAGUAAGAGGCACUGACUCUCCCUUAAGUGACGAGAGAAAGCUUAAGCCCUCUAUAGCGGAGGUGUUCUUCUCCUAUCGCUUUUUUGAUGUCUAUGGAGAGUCUUUGACUGAUCCUCCACAGUAUGCGACACCACACAAGCACGAAGUGGUGAGGAACCUUGUCCAGCUCAAUUACGAGAACAGACUACUGGUCAAUAGAGUGGAUAUAGAAUUAGCUUCUUACAAGCAAAAACGGGACACCCUACUUGCCUGGAUGCAGCAUGUAUAUGGAGACCUGCAGCCCCGUGUCUCUCUUCCGCCAUGCAUCCAAGCAGAUGCACUGUUUCGGCGCUCAAGGCACAGAUCUGAUGGAAUCGAGAUUUGCUUCACUGACGAUGUGGAUCACGAAGAAGCCCUAGUUCCCUCUGUUCUCUGUGUCUGUAAUGUUGGCCCGCUAUUUGACAAGGCGCUAGCAGCCUUUUCUGACGGUCAGUCUGGUAGUGUGUUUGCAGAGGAACUAGCUGAAGUUGGCAAUAGAGUUUAUCACCAUGUACUUCACGCAAUAGAGCACCGCAAACAGAGUGUCUCUAGUGCGUCCUAUGAAUUGCAAGCCAUGCUACCGCAUGCACAAGGGUCUAAGGCUUUUACUGCUCAAAAGUGCGUCGAGAAGUCUAGUUUUGCAACCGAGUUUCUAAAAAUGUAUCAAAAGGAGCUAGGAGUGCAGACUCCCAGCACAGAAUACUUGGACCACCCGAUUCCAGAGCCACCGCUUGAUGCCACCGACCUAAAGAAGGCUAAACCUGUUCCCGCAAAAACACAGGGCAACAAGGCCAAAACUACGCCUUCUGAUGCUGCCUAUGUUGCGCUAAAUCCCCUGACCACAUUCAAUCUUCCACAAAGCUUUUUCUCUGGCACACUUUCUAAUGCACUACAAGAUAUAACAAGAGGAUACAAACAGCGACAGGUCUUUAUGGAGCAAUCCGUUUAUAAGCUUACAAUAUCUCAAUCUGCGAUGACAGACAUAUUGACUCACGAGGCUGCUGGACAAACAGAUCUACUCACCAACUUCUAUGAUGUUUCGCUGGAGCGUACCCAAGCUAUCUUCAUUGAAUUUCUCAAUUUUUACAAAAGCAUUGAUCGAGAAGCACGGAGUCAGCCAAAUAUUAAGGCAGACGCCCUUUUGCUCAUAGACAAGUGUCUUGCACAAUGCAACGAUGAGGUCUUCAAGACCAAGACUCGAUCGAACGUAUUGAUUAAUGGACUAACCACACGGUACCUCCGGCUUUCUGCUAAAAUGUCUCUUGACGUCCUUUCCUUUGGUGACUAUAAUGAAGUCGUUUCCAAGCAUCUCCCACUGACGACAAAAGACAGAGAAGCUGGCAUUGCGCUGGGGAUUCUGUUGUUUCAAUAUGUUUCCUCUCUGUACGAUAUAAUGUGGAACGACAUUGCCUAUGUUUCCCUUGUCCUGUUCACGUUGCACGAGGUAUCCUUGUCUGCAUAUGAUGCGUCAACUAACAUGCUCUAUGAUCUUUUAGCUGCACUUUCCGUAGACUCGGAGCAACAAGCCCUUGCGGAGGCAUAUAACAAACAGCUGGAGCCGCUCUUGAAUGGACGGCAGGUUACUUCCGCAAUGGUUGGACAACAGCUCUCUCAAUUGAAGACUUUCGGACGAGUAGCUCCACCUGUGUUAAUCGUCAGUACAAGCUGUCUUCAGGAGCACGUGCAGCAAAAGAAUCAGAAGCCACACGAAGGCUAUGCCGCUGCCUUAGAGCCUCUCUAUGCACUAGCGAAGAGCUUAGCCGGACCUUCUGACGAGCAUAAGGCGCUGCUAUUGAAGAUGAAGGAGAAGGCUGUCACGAGCCUGGGACAGGAUCCCGCCUUGACAGUCGAAGAGUAUGCGCACUAUAACUAUCAAGCUAGUAAGGAUGCUAUAGAUCAACUAAAUGAUUUGGUGCAUAAUGGAAUGCUCAUUUCCCAAGGUGCAGGCGCUACCGUGACACGGGCUUGUUUGCAUCCGGUGUAUAACAAGCUUGUUAUGCGUUUAUCUGGUAAGUUAGGAAACAAGUUAUCGUUUGCUAAGCAGCAAGUACAGACCUAUAUUGCAAUGUGUACCGACGGUCUCUCCAAUACUUUACUAAAGGUAGGGGAUAUGAUCGACAGUCUCUAUGCGUCAACCCUUUCUGUUACUGCAAGUACGGCCCGGGCCAUGCAAACCGUUGUUGAUAAGGAGCUAGAUAUAUUGGGCCUUCAUGUUGACAUGGCAGCAAAGCGCAUCAACCUUGAAGUCAACGAGUAA
Molecule: messenger RNA, 6864 nt
Organism: Giardia duodenalis
Lineage: Eukaryota; Fornicata; Diplomonadida; Hexamitidae
Exons: 1
Coding region: 1-6864 (2287 amino acids)
Source: RefSeq, a predicted model, not a curated record